Molecule: messenger RNA, 2190 nt
Organism: Neoarius graeffei (lesser salmon catfish)
Lineage: Eukaryota; Metazoa; Chordata; Actinopteri; Siluriformes; Ariidae
Product: Fc receptor-like protein 2
Exons: 11
Coding region: 70-1641 (523 amino acids)
Biological process (GO): cell surface receptor signaling pathway
Molecular function (GO): transmembrane signaling receptor activity
Source: RefSeq, a predicted model, not a curated record
UAAUCUAAUAUGUAUCAUAGUUGUUGACCUGAUUCUGAGGAAAUAAGCAUCCAUAUAUCUUGCUGGACAAUGGCCAAAAUGACUUUCUUUCUGCUGGUUGUUUUGGGCUUUAGUGCCAUGUGGCAGGCAGCAGAUGCUCAGAUCAUUUUAAAUGAACCAGUACUAAAUGGUCCUCCAAGAAGUGUUUUGGGUUCAAUUGAGGUCUUUUUCUGUAAAAUGGACAAUAUCCCAACAAGCCAGACCAUUCUAUACGAGUUGUAUAAGGAUGAUGAUCACGAUAAGUUGAUUGGAGAAUACAGCUCUCUGCACAAAGAAGAAGCCAUAUUUCCUCUUAUGAUUAAACAUGAUCAUGAUGGAAUAUUAAUAUGCAAGGCCAGUGUGCAAAACAACUCUGAGGUCGUUCCCAUUUUCAGUAAGCCGAUGGUCUUCCAAGUAGUGGUGCCUGUAGAUGGUGUACACAUCAUAUCAAGCCCCUUUUUGAAAACUCUCUGGGAAGGAGACAGUCUGACUCUGCUGUGUAAUAUAAGUCAAGGGACUUAUGUAUUAUACAGCUGGUUCCUGAAUAAUACACUGCUCCACAACGACAGCUCUAACAACCGGCUAACCAUUCGACACCUUUCCAGCCAGAACAGUGGAACGUACACCUGUCGUGCUACCCAGGAACUCAAUGAAAUAGAUUCUCUCAGCAUCAUGAGUAAGGGAAUGAACGUUUCUGUUAAAGAGAACAUGUCAAAGCCUGAAAUCUCAUUUAAGGUUUUCAAGGAUGUUGAAGGAUACUUUGCCAACGUGACAUGCCAGGUGACAAAAGGAUCCCCACCCAUAAACUUCACCCUUUUCAAAACCAAUGAUUCUGUCACCAGUCAAUUCCAGUACACCUCAUUUGUAGUGCCCAUUGUAUUGGACCAAAAAAUGGACACAGUGCAUUGCCAAGCAAGUAAUGGGAAAACACCAUUGCAGAGCAGAGAACUGAACCUCACAGUGGAGUCAGUAGGGGGCACUGUUACAAUGAAACUGGAAAAAUUUGUCAGGAAGAACUUUGAGGUGUUGGCUGUAGAGCUAUCUUGCCAUGUGGAGAGAGGAACGUUUCCCCAAUACAACUGGUUCCUCAAUAACACAAGGCUGGAGAGCCAAGGGCCGUUUCACCGUACAUUCCACGCAAACAACUCAGGCCUCAUGGUCAAAUUGGACCCACACUAUACUAAUGGUGGGGUGUACCACUGCAAGGUCUUUAAUUCAUUUGACAGCACUACAGGAGUGAGCAGUCCAGUGACGCUGAUUAGUCAUGAAGUGUUGAACAAAAUACCAACUGAAGUGGCAGCCACCGUUUUCACCUUAUUCUCGUUGCUGAUUUUUGCUGUGUUAGCUUGUUGUAUUUAUGGAGUGGUCUUACGAAAAAGGCAAGCCAGGAAAUAUAUUUUUAGAGUAAAAGACUUCACAGACAUGCAUGGCAUAGGUGAUGAUGAUGGUGUUGAAGAUGAGAUUCAGGAAACUGAGGAAGACGAAUAUAAAGAAGAAGAAUAUGAUGACCUGGAUAUAGAGGCAUAUAUUGAAGAUCAGGACAUUUUGCAAACCACCAUGAUAGAAGACUCUGAUGAGAGUGAAGGGGAGGAAGAGACUGACUUCAAUAAUUACAAUUUCUGAAUAUUUGUAUAAAGUUACUGAGGCCAAAAGUCUGAGAUCACUUUGAAUUUCUGGGAUUUUUUUUAAACUAGCUAGUUUUAUAAUUUUGAAAAGUUUAAAAUGCAAAAAAAAAAAAAUUUAAAUGGACAACAUCUUGGCUAUUCAGCAUGCAAGAUGCUGCACAAUUUCUAGGUCACUAUUUACAUUUUAAGCAAAUAUGUGAUAUUGACCAUGUUAACUCCUUUGUACAAAAGGUCAGCUUUUCCGUGAACCUUAUCCCUUCCAUUGAAAUAAUGUGCGCAGAUAACACAAUGAUGGAUUUGAUCAAGGUUUUACACAAACUUGUGGAGUCUGUGGACAGUCUGAGGAAGGUUAUAGUCUUGAUGAUGUUACUUAACUAUUCUUCUUUUCUACUGUUGGUGUUCAAAAAUGGCUGAUACACAAUAGAAAAUACAGAAGCUCAUGGAGGCACUGCAUACAAUUUUCGUGUAAGAAAACCUUACAGUUAGGUUACAGAUUUGCUUGUUGUUAUAUCACAUAGACAUUUAAUAAAGCUUUUAUGUUCUUUGU